UCCGCGACCGCAGAAGGACGCCUCAGCUGUAGCUCUCUCCGCCAUGCGAAUUCCCGCCCUGCUGCUGGUUGCCGCUGUGUGGACUGGUGGGAGCGACGCGCUUGUGUUCCGCGCGCAGGUCCUUCCCGGCCCGGUGAACAUCCGUGGCGUUCGCUACACGGAAGGAUGGACGGGGGACGCAGCCCGUCAAAACCUACUGCUCACCAACUCGCCUCCGCAGCUAUUCGGCGCACCGACCGACCACCAUGCGAGCAGGCCGCCGCCCCUCAACAUCAGGUCGCACUCUGUGUCAUCUGGUUUCCUACACGGCCAGGUCACUCCUGUGCAUUUCACUUCGUAUCAGAGUCAUCAGGCGAGUCCAUUGCCACAAAAUUUCGGUAUAAAUAGGCCUACAUUUCCUGAUUUCGGUGGGGUAGCAAAACCACUGCAAACACCGGACAUAGCUAGUGGCGACUGGCUUUCACCGAAUAAUAAAGAACCAGUUGACUCUGGUCAUCUAAACCGGUUUUUGUCAUUCAAUCAAAAUUUCGCUUUCAAUCACCAACUGCAGGGUAACAUACCUGUUCGACAGCCUACUGCCAAUAGCCCACAACAGAAUCAAAAUUAUUUCCAGCAGACCCUUUUGCAGCAAGGUGCCAUUCAAGCUGCAGAUAUCAACGAUUUCGGACGUCCAGUACAGCCGACAAGAAAUCUGCAUUUCAACAUCGAAGACGUGUCUACUUCAUUUGGUAUUCCCCAUAGUCAGAAUAAUUCUUUCAACGGAGUAACAUCAAAUUUCACAUUCGCUGGAAAUGUUGCGACUACAAUCAAUAAUGCGUCAGCUUCGCUCAGUAACACACAAUCUGCACCUUCUGUAACGUCGAAUGUGGAAAACAGCCUUACCCAACCUGCCGCUUUGGCAAACAAUGCUAAGGAAGCAGAAACGGAAGCUCAGCAGGAGAACGAAGUAACGAAGGCGACGCUAGAAGAUGUGAUACGUCAAGACUGCCCGAAUGCUGAUCAGCUGGGUUACUGCGCAUCACCACCGCGCUAUCCAACGCUACAGAUUCAAGAAGUAUACAAACGUUGCAUCCGGCUGCUGCGUGCGUUGUAUGUGCCACUGCCUGAAGAGGAUAAUAUCAAGUCUAUUACUCGUGCCAACAGACACGCAUGGUCGUGGCGCGACGCAGGUCGCGAGUCGUGCUCGGGUAACGAGCGCCGGGAGACCCCGGGCUACGUGCGCGACGCCUCGUCCGGCCGGUGGCUGGUGGUGGUGCAGACGGAGAGCAUGCCGCAGCAGGUGCACGUGCAGGUGUGCGCGCGCCGCUGCCGACACACGUGCUCGCAGCGCUGGGGCUACGCGCACCUCGUCACGUGGGACCCCGACGCGCCGUCGCUGUGUCCGCGCCUCGCCGUUGCGCGGCUGCCAACCUCCUGCCACUGCGCCGCUGUCGUUGCCGAUGGCCUCUAGCUGCCUCCACUGUAGCUGCUGCCCGUAUAGGGUUGUGUUACUCGUUUUCGUGUCACUCAUUUGCGUCACAAAGCAAAAGAUGCUGACGAGUAGCCCAUUUCAGUGUAUUCAUACGGUAUCCACAGUCUUGGAUCAGACUGUAAUUUUUGGGACGGCUGUAGUGAAACAAUUACAGAGCUCAAAGAGUAUUCGGUACAUUAUACCUGGUUUGAGGAAAGUGAAACUCGUGUGAGUGAGAGCGAAUAAACAGUUGUGUGUGUUGUUUCCUGCUGUUCGUGUGAAAGUCAUGUUCUUUGUGUAUUCCCUUUCUAAGGCUGUCGAGGCACCUUGUCUCAGUGUUAAAUAAUAGAAUCUUUGGUGUUCAUUACUUUACUGUCGUAUACACUGGUAUUGUCGUUUUACUUAUGCACACGCCAUUUGAAUUUUUAGAGAUUUUAGUUUGCUCCGUUAAAUAAAAAGUUGGUGAACAGCCAUAAUAUCAGUUCUCGUACACAUAUCAUUAAUACGUAAUCGUAAUCUUGUAUCAAUCACAAAUAAUAUAGUAACUUAGAACAACAUCUCUACAUGAAUUUAUUGCGCAGCGCUGUGUUAUUUAUAUCGUCAGGGAUCGAUUAUUUUUUCCAUUGCGUUAUACCUCAAUUUUGCAUCUGUUACUUAUCCUUCCGUCUACGAAUUUAAUGUUUCAAUGUUCAAAUUGGCCAGUUAUUAUAGGAGCUCAGAAACCAAUUACAAGAAAAUUAAUAAGUCUGAUAGACUUCAUAGAUUGUUAGGUUGUGUAAUCUAAGACAGAUCACUCCAUUUGCCUCAGCAGACUAAGGCAAUAUAUAUAAUUUUCUUAGUCAUUAGGAUCUGUGGUUUUCUAAGUUAAAAUGCAGCAGCUGUAUAUGUUUCGCAGAGCAAGUUAUUGUUUGUUUUCCAACAAUUUAAUUGUAGUCACGUUCCCUAUGGUACUCACUACUUAGUUUGUAUAGGAUACCCAGUUAUCUGUCGUAGGAGUUGUUAGGUAGAUUUCCUCUGAUGCACCAGUAGAUAUUUUCCAUUUUAUUUCGCGGUAUUGUGAUUCAGUCAGCCUAAACACACACUGCUCGUCACAUGUUUCAUGCGUUCACCAAUAUCAGAAAAUGUUGGUAUAUUUUCCGUUACAAACCAAAAGUUUGUCAAAGUGGAAUUGUAUGCCCUCAAUCAACAGACUAGUUUCAAGUUAGGGGAGCGUGAUAUUAGUUUUCAAAGUGUGCAUUAAAAGGUACAGUAUAGCAAGGAGAAUAAUCAGUGCUCGAUACGCGAUAGAAUAUCCUAGUUCAUUGAGUGCCAAACAAUGGCACACAGAUUGUCUGCUGGUUUUUGGUCCAUAUUAAACACGUAUUUAAAACACCUAUCGCAGUAGACUAGUAUGCGAACUUUCUAUUGAAUAGCAUGAUAAAAUUUGACUUUAACGAGAUUAAAACCAAUGUGUCCCGCAAACAGUGGACGUCGCGUGAAACAUAUGACGAACAGUAUUUGUUUGAGAUAAUUCCACUUACAUGCUACAGAAACGAAAUAACAGAUAUCUGCUGAAACGCAAGAAAAUAUUCUCCUGACAACUCUUAUGAGAGCCACCAGGUAUAGGAAUCAGUAUCCUUUUAAGACUUAACUUCUAAUAGCAUCAUUAUGUUGUUUAUAGUUCACAAUAUAAACUGUGGAUAUCUCUUCCUGUCUGACACAGCCAGAACAUCCCUAUAAAUUCAUACAACGAAGAAGGGACACUAUCAGAUAAGACUCUUACAUUAAAAUUUUGAACCAUGUAGCCAAUAGCACAGUACUUUCAUGUGCGUUACUUAUGCUAAGGAAAGAACAAUGAAUAUUUAUGUGCAUAAUAAAGCUAUCUCAUUGAAA
This is a messenger RNA of Schistocerca gregaria, 3322 nucleotides long. RefSeq lists its product as uncharacterized. Lineage: Eukaryota; Metazoa; Arthropoda; Insecta; Orthoptera; Acrididae. The transcript has 4 exons. Gene Ontology annotation, cellular component: extracellular region. Bases 44 to 1450 code for a protein of 468 amino acids. Gene Ontology annotation, molecular function: Toll binding; growth factor activity. The record is from RefSeq and is a predicted model, not a curated record. Gene Ontology annotation, biological process: innate immune response; regulation of Toll signaling pathway; central nervous system formation.